Messenger RNA from Zea mays, 1603 nucleotides. RefSeq lists its product as uncharacterized. The record is from RefSeq and is marked validated. NCBI's taxonomy places the organism in Eukaryota, Viridiplantae, Streptophyta, Magnoliopsida, Poales, Poaceae. Bases 399 to 1169 code for a protein of 256 amino acids. The transcript has a single exon.
GGAGGUGGAGGGUGGGCUUUGUGCAGAGGCCAUUCCCUCGCUCUCUAUACUGGAGUAGAUAGCAGCAGGAGGAAGAUAACAUCUCCUCAAAAAUAGAUAUAGCUUCUUCCUCUUUGGUUCUCUUCGUUCUUUUCUUUCUUCUUCGAUCUAAACACGCCUUCGAUCCAUCCUAGUAUCCUUGCUGUUUUUUCUUCCCCAAGGAUUUUGCUAGCUCUCCUGUUGCAGAUUUCCUCUCAAACUAAUACGAGUUCUCUCAGCUCCUAACCACCUGAAUUCUUUUUAGGGAGCGCUUCCUUUUCCAUUCAGCAAUCAAUAUCGAAAACCUGUCUUUCUUGAGCAAAACAGCGCAAAUACUACCUAAUCAAGAAGCUUUUGUUCUAUAGAUCGACAAAAGCAAGAUGGAAAACGUUCUCCUGGAUCGAUCAUCUAGAAGCCUUGAGUUCCCGAAGCGAUCCCUAAUUGGUCGCGGCCGGCGGGGGCCAGCUGGCGCGAGGACGGCGGUGCCGCCGUUCGGCUCGUACAGCUCGUUCACGACGUGGCAAUCACACAACCACCUGCACAAAGGUGGCGCAUGGGCCUCCGCUCCCGCGCUUCCAUACGCGAGGCCUCCGGUGAUAUACUCGUCGCCGUCUCUUCCUCUCCUGCCGUCCCACCAACCGCCGCUCCUGCCGCUCCCACCGACCGCUGCAAAGUACGCCACUUUCCCCGCCCUACCAGCAGCUCCGCCCCCGCCGGCGUCGGCGCCACGCGCCGGCAGGGCAGCAGCGGGAAGCACCACAGUAUCAGUUUCGGCAGCAGUGCCGCCUGCAGCCCCUGCGCCGCCGCGCCAGAGGGACAGGAGGAGGAGGCCGGCAAGGCCGCCUCCGCCGACGAUGGAGAGGUCCGCAGCGCAGAAGAAGAAGCCGCUGGAGCGCGCGACGCCUCUGCCGCCCGCGCCAGUGGUGACGGAGGCACUGGACGACCUCGAGCAGGAGGUGGCCAGGGACUUCGUUCAGGACCUGCUGCACGUGCUGGCGCCGCCGCCAAGCAGCCUGCCGCUGCCCAGCUUCUCCCUCGUCGUGAAAGCGUCCUCCCCUACCAAGGACACCAGAGUGGUGAUGCCGGCCGCGCCGUCCUGCAACGUGGAGGCCGCCACCGCCGAUGGCAUCCGCGGCCUCCUCCGUCUGUAGGACAGCAGGGAGAAGGCCCAUCUGCCAGUCUGUCGUGCUUGGUAUUCCAUAAUAUUUCCCCGCCAAUAUUAUUUUUUUGGUUGGGAAAAUUAAAUGCGUAGAAAAAUAUUGCAAGAAAAGAUGUGAUGCUUGAGCUCUGGUCGGUCGAGUUGUCCGCAGCGUGACUGUGAUGUUGGCGUUGGAUGGAUGCUACCUCUGGCGGUGCAAAAGCGAGAGGAAGACGACGAUGUCAGCUAAGGUUAGUUUGUGCGAGACGUCGGUGUGGUAGAUAUCUAGGGUUUUACGUUAGUGUCUACUGCCGUACUCCACUAGUACUGCUUUUUCUUGAUUGGGUGAUGGGUUUUUUGAAUUACCUUGUAUCAAGAUCACUGCAUAUAUACGAUGUAAUGUAUGCAAGUGCGUGUGACUUUACAUAUAUAUUAUAUAUUUGAAAC